GGCGGCGGCGGGGGUUGGGAUGUUGGCGGCGCUGCCGGACGGCGAUGAGCGGGAGAUGGAGAGCAGCGAGGAGGGCGGCGGUGGUGCGGGAGACGAGCGGCGGCCGGAGCGGCACGGCAGCACCUACCACAGCCUCUACGGCUACCGGAGCCGCAGGUCCUCGCGGCGGGGUGCGGAUGGCGGCGAUUGCGGCGCGGCGCCUGGGAGCCCUCCCGGCCGGGACUUCAGCCUCUCUUUGCUGGACACAAAUUUACCAGGUGAAGCAGAAACCGAACUGCGCAGCUUUAUUGCUAAACGUCUGGCCAAAGGAGCCGUUUUUGAAGGCAUGGGGAAUGUAGCAACUGUGGAUUUGAGUAUACCAGAAUGUAAAGUCGGUUGUUAUUACUGUCUUUUCCAACAAGAAAGUCUUCCAGAAACAGCAACGCUGGAAUCGGAAACCAAUGUUCCAGAAUAUGUGGUUUGUUUCCUAGGUGGCUCAGAGAAGGGUCUGGAACUUUUCAGACUUGAAUUGGACAAAUACAUUCAAAGUCUGAAGCUAAGCCUUGACUUGGAGCAGAAAACGUUGGAGACCUCUGUUAACCCCUACUUAAGAAGCUGGUUUGAGAAUUCCAUAUGCCCAAUUCAGAGAGUGGUACAGCUCUUCCAGGAGAAACUGGCCUUCUUGUUACAUGCUGCAUUGAGUUAUACUCCUGUGGAAGUAAAAAAUGCAGAUGAAAGAACAGAAAAAGACAUUAACAGGUUUCUGGCAGCUGCCAGCCUCCAAGGCCUUGUUCAGGAAGGCACAAUGACCUCCUUGUGCAUUGCCAUGACUGAGGAACAGCACAAGUCAAUGGUUGUAGACUGUAUUGGAGCCCAGCCUCAGCUACACAAUGCAGGAAGCAACAGAUUUUGUGAGGACUGGAUGCAUGCUUUUGUAAAUGGUGCUGAGGUUGGAAAUCCAUUUCUCUUCCGGCAAAUUUUGGAAAACUUUAAAUUGAAGGCAAUACAGGACAUUAACAACCUGAAGAGGUUUAUUCGACAGGCUGAAAUGAACCACUAUGCCUUGUUCAAGUGUUACAUGUUUUUAAAGAACUGUGGCAGUGGAGACAUCCUUUUGAAGAUUGUUAAAGUAGAACAUGCAGAAAUGCCAGAAGCCAGAAAUGUAGUGACUGUCCUUGAGGAAUUCAUGAGAGAAACAGCAGUGGCUUAAAAUUAUCUUAAUAAUUCUACAGUUGUUGGAGGGUAUUGUAUAAAUCAUUAAUUUCUUCUGUGCAGCUUAGUUUCACUGUUGCAGAAAUUUUACUUUUAAAAGCAUUACCUAAGUCAAACCUAAGUUGCAAUUUCAGCUCCUUCUCUCCCUCGAGAAAGAAAGCAGCAUGAGCUUUUUUUAAUGUGUAAAUAUCAGAUCUUAAAAAACACUAUUUUCAAUGCUUAACAUUCUCCAAUUGAUUUGUUCAUCUUGUGAGAAAAUCAUUGUUUGUGGUUUUUUUUUUUUACAGUGUUGGUCUGAAAAAGAGAAGUGUUUUAAAUAUUUUAAAUAUAUUUAAAGUUAUCAUGUCUAAUAAUUAAGAUCCAUUUACUUGUUUUAGUAGAAAAAGAAGCACAAACAUGUAGAUAAGUGAUAGUAAAUGAGUUCAUCUUUGUUCAUGUGAGAGAAUAUAAAGUCUGCAGCUAGUUUCUACAUCCUACUUUCAAAUCAGCACUUUGUUCUUCUGUUAUUAUUGAAGAAACAACUUGUUUGUUGACAGGAGAUAGAAAGUCUGAGCAGGGUUUUAGGACUCAAUUUGUAUGUGCUUCUGUCUGUUCAUAUAUAUGCUGGUCAGGCAUGUUAAACUCCCAGACUAGAUUAUGAAUCCAAUUCAUUAUUUUAUAUUUUUGUGACCAAGAUCUUCUUUGUACAUUCCUAGUACCCCUUUUGUAUACGUGAAAAUAAUUGUGUGUAGUGAAGAAUUAAUCAUAAAGAUUUUCCAGGUUCAGUAUUAACUUCAUAAAAGCUUCUUCGUAAAUUGAAAUAAACUAACUGUCCAAAUUAAUUAUUCAGAAUUGAAAACAUUUCCUUGUAUUUCAGCAAUGAAUUCUUGUCCCCAUCAUAGGACAUUUAGACAGCAGAAUACUUGAAGAAUAUUUUUGUUGACAGAUGAAAUUAAAACUAACCAGGUUUCUGGGUGAGCCUGGAAGUGAGGAUUAUUUCUGCAAUCUGAUAUAAGCGAAACUGUCUACUACUAUCAUUUGCAGCAGAGGGUGCUGGAAUGCCUAACUACUACUUUGAAACCCAGUUGUUCUUUUGUGUUUUUUUGUUUUUAACUUUCAUCUGUAAAACUUAGCUUACUUGUUUGGGCUUCUCCUCUUCAAGGUAACGUGUUGCUCAUUAUCACUCCCACUGAAUGUGUACUUUGUUAGAUGUGGACAAUUGCAGUUACAGCUCUUUCUGUUGAUUGUUGCAGAAUUUUGCUAGCACUGAAGGUAGUUGGCAUUAUGAAAAACAUAACUCCUUCUUUCUGCAGACUUUAACAUCAUUCUGCUUUUAUCAGUAUCAUUGUGGCUUUGCCUUUCCAAGCACUGGACUACUAAAUGCAAGAUGGUCAGAAAUACCACCUGGUAGUGUUAAGUCAUGAGUUUGCAGGUGUUGCUGGCAUAAUCCUAGCAAAAAUUCUAUUUUAAAUAGAAAAGAAGAAAUUAAACAAUAGCCUAAUAAAUAACACAGAAGCAGCUAGUUUAGUUGGAUACAUGCCUGGAAGGUAUGACACAACUCUCCAGCAAUCAACUACAAAAAGCUGAGGAAGAAGCACACAAAUGUUUAGAAGAUGAUGAAAUGUGCACUUAAUCUGCAAACCCUCCAUCCGAAUGAAAAGUUUUAAGCAGUCUGAUGUAUUUGGUCUUCAUUCCCCUCAGUUCUGAGGUCACUGCUGCCAUAGAGCUUCAGCUGUUACAUGGGGGGACAAGAUGUGUGUUUGAAUGCCAGUCAGAAGCUAUGUCUGUGUCCUUGUUUAACUCCUGGAGAAAUAAAGCAGCGAUUCACUUUCCCCUUUAUCAGACAGCUUUAGAAACGUAAGACUGAAUUAUCAAUGUCAUUAUUGAAAGAUAACAUCUCAGAGCCCAAAGCCAACUGCCCUUUGGUUAAAUACUGUAAUUGUAGACAAACUUACAAAACUGCCUGUGGAAGAUUUUCCUUGGUUGAUUUUUGGCAUGUGAUGGAAGGCAGCUCUAUUUGAUUGAAAAAAAAAAAUCCACCAACAAAAAAGAUUUAAUGGAUUCUGAGCUCAAAUAAUAUUGUUACAACAAAAAUAUACAGAAUGUACACAAUACAAAAAUAUUUGGAAACAAACCAUAGUGUGUUACCUUGCAAAUAUCAUUUUGUUUUACUAGCCCUUAACGGGAAAGUAUCAUUUGUUCAGUAUUUUAAGGCAGAAAAUUACAUUGUUUAGUGCUUUGUGUUUAACGUUUGGAUAUGUUGUUAGGAUUAGUAGUGUAAGCAAAAGAAAAGCUGAGUAACUAGCUUUAUUUGCCAACUAAUCAGACACUGGGGGAGUCAGGAGACAGUGACUAACAUAUCUAUUAAGCUCAUUAGAAAUUAAGGUUGUUGCUACUUAUAUCAGGCCUGGGGAAUAUUUUGUGCUCUGUAUUGUCAAGUACCCUGAAACAUACAUUUUCUGAACUACUACUGGCAUUUCAGGAAUAUCUCAUUAGACAACUUUUUCCAAUUAAGUGCUGUUGAUUAACGAUGACAUUAAAAAUACAUUUACCUUUAAACGA
This is a messenger RNA of Gallus gallus (chicken), 3732 nucleotides long. It is a transcript of the gene C17orf75, whose product is annotated as C17orf75 homolog. The transcript has 10 exons. The record is from RefSeq and is a predicted model, not a curated record. Bases 20 to 1189 code for a protein of 389 amino acids. Lineage: Eukaryota; Metazoa; Chordata; Aves; Galliformes; Phasianidae. Gene Ontology annotation, cellular component: trans-Golgi network.